AUGUCCCACAUGCAGAAGCAUGAGCAAGGCCUUGAAGGCCAGCUGGGGAAGGAAGUUCUUACAGCUAUGGAGAUGUGUACCACAGGGGAGGUACUUGCUGCUGGGGAUUCCCAGGAAAUAUGUUCAUCAUUUGCUUCCAUCCAAGCCAUUCCAUCAAGCAAAGCAAUUGAAGAAGGUUCUGGUGAUCAUGGAGAGGGUGAUCAAAGCCCCUCAAAGGCAUACCUAUAUUCUAAGGUUUUGCUCAGUAGUGCACUUCAGAAGAAGGUGAAUGAGUUGGUGAAGUUUCUGAGUUUCAAGUAUACAAUAAAUGAGCCUGUCACAGAAGUGGAAAUUCUGAAGAGUGUUGUCAAACCUUACGACGACUACUAUAUGAUGAUCUUCAAGCAUGCCUGUGAAUGCAUGGAAGUGUUCUAUGCCAUUGAAGUAAAGGAAGUGGAUGCUUUCAACCACUCCUACAUGCUCCUGAAAAUGCUUGACCUCACCUAUGAUGGCAAGUUGAGCAAUGACGAGGGCAUACCCAAGACGGGCCUCCUGAUGCUUACCCUUGGUGUAAUCUUUAUGGAGGGCAACCGUGCCACUGAGAAGAAGAUCUUGGAGGUGCUGAAUACAGUUGGUGUGUAUCCUGAUCAGCAUGAGUUUAUAUGCAGGAAUCCCAGAAAGUUUGUCACUGAAGAGUUGGUUUUAGAGAAUUACCUGGUGUACCAGUUAGUACCCCACAGUGAUCCUCCAUCCUAUGAGUUCCUGUGGGGCCCAAGAGCCAAUGCUGAAACAAGCAAGAUGAAAGCCCUGCAGUUCUUCUCCCAGGUUGCUGGGAGUAGCCCUACUUCCUUCACAGCUUUGUAUAAGGAAGCUCUGCAAGAUGAAGUGGAGAAUGCCCAGGCUCUACUGGCCUCCGUAACCAAUAUUAAUGUCCCGGACAAUUAUGGUUCUGGGAACAAGUCCAGCACUGUCUCCCACCCUGAAUAA
This is a messenger RNA of Psammomys obesus (fat sand rat), 966 nucleotides long. RefSeq names its product putative MAGE domain-containing protein MAGEA13P. The record is from RefSeq and is a predicted model, not a curated record. NCBI's taxonomy places the organism in Eukaryota, Metazoa, Chordata, Mammalia, Rodentia, Muridae. Gene Ontology annotation, biological process: negative regulation of transcription by RNA polymerase II. The coding region runs from base 1 to 966 and encodes 321 amino acids. Gene Ontology annotation, cellular component: nucleus. The transcript has a single exon.